This is a messenger RNA of Iphiclides podalirius (scarce swallowtail), 255 nucleotides long. Lineage: Eukaryota; Metazoa; Arthropoda; Insecta; Lepidoptera; Papilionidae. The record is from the annotation of a GenBank genome assembly.
AUGAAUGGGCUGGCUUGUCCGCAGAAGUUCCACGGCUGUCCAGAAUACCUUGCCCAAGUCGGCUUCGCGCCCCUCGAUGACCAGAGUCGGGACGAGAGACCGGCAUUUUCAGCUUCCAUCACCAGGUCGACUUCCAUCUUCUUAGGCGAGGAGGUGCGCGAAUACGCUAAGUUCGUGCAGGCGAAGUCGUGGGAUGAGGAACGGAGAGCGAGGGACGUACCGAUCGUCUGUAUUUAUGGUCGUUAUGUGCGCUCG